CUCAAUUUCCAGUCCAUAAUUAAAGUAGUCAGUCUUCUGAUCUGUAGCCUACCUAGCUAGCUAAAAUUCCGGCCUCUGCUCCGUGUGGGGAAUAUAACAUAAUGUCGUCCUCUUCAAAGCACUUGUCGUCUUCGGCAUUCUGGUGGAGCAGUAAACAUCAUCAAAUACUACACCAUGAGGAGGAGCUGGAGCAGGACACAAUGGAAUGCUCCUCCUCCUCCAAGCGGGCCUUCAACUUCGACCUAAACGGCGGAGACGACGAAGAGCAGCUUUCCGGUAGCCGUGCCGUCCCCAAGGACCACUUGUUCGAGAAGCCUUUGACUCCCAGCGACGUCGGAAAGCUCAACCGCUUGGUCAUCCCCAAACAGAACGCCGAAAAGUACUUCCCCUUGACCGGCAAAGAUUCCUCCACUGCCGCCGCCGAUAAAGGCCUGUUGCUCACCUUCGAGGACGACUCCGGCAAGCUCUGGCGAUUCAGGUACUCAUAUUGGAACAGUAGUCAAAGCUACGUGUUGACGAAAGGGUGGAGCAGGUUCGUGAAGGAGAAGCGGCUGGACGCCGGAGACGUGGUGCUGUUCUUGCGCCACCGUCUUGACGGCGACCGGUUCUUUAUCGGGUGGAGGAGGAGAAGCGGAAGUGCAGGUGGUACGGCAGCUGCUGCAGGUGUUAGGGAAGAAGGGAUGGGUGCGGUUGUCGGAGGAGGGUGGGGCCAAGGGUACUAUCCUUAUCAGCUGCCGGCAGAUCUUCCAUACCAAUCGGACUGCUUUCAUCAUGUCGCUGCAGGGUCAUCAUCUACUGCAGAAUGCCAAACACCGACAAGUGGGAACUCAAAGACACUAAGGUUGUUUGGGGUCAACAUGGAGUGCGGUCAAGCUGCUGAGUCGGUCACGCCAGAUGGUUCGACCACAUUGACCCCGGCUCAGACCGGCCAUCACUACUUAUACCAAUAUUAUUCCAACCCUAUUGCUUCCUACAACAACCACUACACUCACAUGCAGCAGCAGGAUUUGGGUUACUCAAAUCUGAUGAGAUAUCAGCAGGGAUAAGAUAUGUGGAGGUGACAUAUAACACUGACUAUGGGCCACGUGCAAACUCAAAAUAAAAUAAAAUAAAAUAAAAUAAAAUAAACAGAAUUCAAAUAUUCAGAGGAGGGAAUCCAAGAUUUUGUGGCAAAUUGCCUUUCUAAAAUGGGGUAGGUUCAUACAAGGGCUUAUCAAACAAACCCUUUCCAAGUCCAGGCCAGGGGGAAUGGAAAAGAGCCCACAUCAAAAGCUGUUUCUUGGUGGGGUGGGGUGGGGUGGGGUUGGUUAGAGGGCCCACAAUGUAUGUCAUGAAGGGGAGAAUCUGGGUCACUGCCACCAAUAAUUUCUAUUAUGCUGCUGCUGCAACACAUGAUGGAGGAAGAAAAAGGUCUUUUUGUUGUCUACUGUUGAGAAGUCAAGUGGACUCCAUUGAAACUCUGCCUCAACCAACCCCAUUGUGUUUCACUUCAAGAUAUUUUUCAAUUACGCUUAGGCACUUACGCUACAAUGUCACCGGCUUAGGUUCUUUUGUUCAAGUCGUUGUACAUAUAUUCACUUUCUGUUAAAAAACUCAGUGUAAGUUUCUAACGAGUAUUGGAUAUUACUUUACACAUUCAAAAUGUUCUAUUUACUGAUGGAAAUCAAUAAAUUCAUAUGCUUAUAACCAAGACCAAAUAACAUCA
Molecule: messenger RNA, 1705 nt
Organism: Cuscuta europaea
Lineage: Eukaryota; Viridiplantae; Streptophyta; Magnoliopsida; Solanales; Convolvulaceae
Source: the annotation of a GenBank genome assembly